AUGUCAUGUAAUAUAAUUCCAUCAAUUGACAUUUUACCCGUUGAAAUUCUUCAUCGUAUUUUUGAUAAUCUUGAUGCUCAAACUAUUUUAUUUUCAAUUCGACCUGUGUGCCGAUUAUUUCGAGCAGUUGCGAAUACUUAUGAUCGAUAUGUUUUUGAUUUUAAAUUCAUUUCAAAGUCAAAUUUUCAUCUACUUUGUCGAUUAAUUAAUCCUCAAAAUAUUAUAUCAUUAACACUUCGUGAUAAUGAAUAUACACCAGAUCAAAUAGCAUUGUUUAUUUCAUUAGUUCGUCUUCGACAAUUGACUCGACUUCAUUCAAUAACUUUUCUUGGUAUUGAAGAAUUUCAAUUGAAUAUGAUUUUAAAACGUAUUGAUCUAAAUUUACUUAUUUCAUUUUCAUUGAAUAUUCGAAAAUAUGAUGAUAGACGAAAAAAGACAACAUUAUCUUUUCUUUCAUCAAUUAUGGCACAAUCGAAUCUUCGAAAAGUUGAAUUAAAUAUGAAAAGUAAUCGAAUAUCUAAUAUAUCAUGGCCUUUAAAAUGUGGAAUCACAUGUUUAACUAUAGAUGAACAUAUUCCUUUUGAUGAUUUGUGUAGAAUUCUGUCCUGUUCUCCUCAACUUCAUACACUCAUUCUGAGACAAAAUUUAUCCAUUAUGAUCAAUAAAAUAAUUCUACCAUCUUCUUUUUCACAAUUAACUUCGUUAACUGUAGAACAAUUAAAUGUAACAAUAGAUAAACUUGAAUCAUUUCUUUCAUUGACACCAUCACUUAUUUAUCUAAAAUUGAUUGGUGACGGAUCUGUAUUUGAUGGCAAGCGAUGGGAACAAUUCAUUCAGAUUAAUCUUUCUCAUUUGGAUACCUUUGAAUUUUUUAUUAGUAUUGAAAUGUUAACUAAUCAAACUCGUGAAGAUCUCGAAUUAUUAAUUGAACCAUUUCGAAGUCCAUUUUGGAUUGAAUACAAAAAAUGGUUUAUUGCAUGUGAAUUCAGUAUGAAUCGACCAAAUAGAAUUCAAGUUUAUUCAAUACCAAUCUGUAAAUCUUUUCUUCACUAUGAAUUAGGUUCAGAAAAAUUUUUUUUAUCUACUUCUUCGAUGUCGUUGUACCAUGAUCCACCAAUACUGAAUAAUAUCAAGGAAAUUAAUUUAUCUUGGGAAAUGCCAAUAAGUAAUGCUUUUACACAAGAAGCAUUCAAAAGAACCAGCCCUUUGUUUCCAAAGGUAACUAAACUUCAUAUCGGCAUUACCAUGAACUAUAUAGGAAAAAAUCCUCGAGCUUUAAAAAAAUUUCUUACAUCAAUAAUCGAUGUUUCACAAUUAGUUGAAGUCAAAUUAGAAAUUUAUUGUCUUUUCGACGAUAAAAAAACGUUAUGGUUUCACAUGAUGACUAUUAUUAAACAAUCACAUAAUCUUUCCUCUUUGAUAAUACAUAGUUGUCUUCCCAAAUACGAAUUAUAUCCAUUUCUGGAUAAUUUAUGUUCAGUUAUUCCACGUCAAAUCAGACAUUUACAAAUACCAAUUAAUAAAUUAGAUCAAAUUAAAAUCAUUUUAGAACGAUGUCAAGAUCUCUCAGUUGUACAAUUUGAGAUAACACGUUCGAAAUUUUCCGAAGAAGUUAUUCAAUGGUUUACUCAGAAUACUAUUGACUCAACGUUUCGGAGACGUGAGAGAUAUAAUACUAUAUGGAUUGGAAAGAAAACAAACGAAAUCAGUAUUAAUCACAAACGAAUAAAAUUAAUUGACGACAAUCAAUUCAGUUUUUAA
This is a messenger RNA of Rotaria sordida, 1761 nucleotides long. The record is from the annotation of a GenBank genome assembly. NCBI's taxonomy places the organism in Eukaryota, Metazoa, Rotifera, Eurotatoria, Philodinida, Philodinidae.